AUGUAUCAGAUCUCCAGCUCUUAUGGUCCUGUAGCUAGAGGUGGCCUUCGGCGUCCAUCCUAUCUAUUUCUGCGCCAGAUUAAUGCGGCCUCAAUUGAGCCGUUUUUACAAAAAGCCGCUCAAUGUGGUAUACCACUUGCAGGUGGUAUCCGUACCGGUUGUGCUUUUUGUUCGUAUGUCAAAAGUUUUGGCUUUCGGUUAGUGAAAAUUGCAGGUACCGUAGCUGCUAUUGCUGUUGCCGGUGUUUCUGUCGUAAUGUUCGGGUAG
Didymodactylos carnosus is the source of this 267-nucleotide messenger RNA. The record is from the annotation of a GenBank genome assembly. Lineage: Eukaryota; Metazoa; Rotifera; Eurotatoria; Philodinida; Philodinidae.